GUCGUUCUUAUACAGCACGUGGAAACGUGACAGGUUUUCAGUCUUAACGAUCAAAAAGCGAUUGGUGACGGUUUGCAAUAUUAGUGUCAACGCAUUUGUAUAAUGCCAACGUCGUCUGCUAUUGCUAGUAUAAAAUAAAUAAGAGGGAAAACUGUCGCAUGAUGAACAGAGAAGGAGACAGAGGCGGAAAGAAUGCGCCUAAGAGCCAGAAGCCAUCCAGGGUGUCCCAACAGGGAAUCGUCCAGAGAAGGAAAAAUGAUCCCGCCUCGGAAGAGACACAAGGUGGUGGCCAGCAAAGAGCAACAUCGACAGGCUAUCGUGGCUUUGGGAAAGAGGGGAAAACAACGGGGAAACGUCCGCUGAGCGCCGUUGCGGAAUGCCAGAGACGUUCCGGUACUCCGAGAAAAGUCUCCGACACCAGCAACACGUCGGAGGACCUGAGCAAAGACUCCGGCUGCUUGUCGGGGAAAUCCUCCUCCGACAGCAGCUCGGAAAUAUCCGAUUGUACGUGGGAGGGCAACAAGCGCGACUGUCUCAUCAGCGACAAUGAAUUAAGCUGGACAGACAGGAGAGCUUACGAGGGGCAGGUUUGUGUCGACAAAGACGACUGCAAAGAGCGCGUAAAAACAGCGCACACUGCUUGCUCUCCUCCCCUGGAUGCUGUUGGAGGAGCCCUCACUUUGAUCAACUCUUCAGGGGCCGUUAUGGACCUCUUGAUGGUAGACUCCACCGAUGACCUGGUCAGGGAGGUGGAAGAUUUGAGGUCAGAGAAUGAGUAUUUGCGGGAUGAGGUGGAGGAGCUGCGCUGCGAGAUGUUGGAGAUACGUGACAUGUUCCAGGAGGAGGAGUUACGCCAGCUGCAGGAUCUGCGACAACAGCUGGAGCAGGCCAACAAGACGUGCCGCAUCCUUCAGUACCGUCUCCGCAAGGCCGAGCGACGCAGCAUCAGAGUGGCCCAGACCGGCCAGGUGGACGGGGAGCUGGUCAGGACCCUAGAACAUGAAAUCAAGGUUGCAAAGAGCGUGUCCCUGCGACUGUACAACGAACUGGAAGGAGUGCAAAAAAAGAAUGGGCAGUUGGACUGGGAGAAUGAGAUGCUUCGAGAGAAGACGCAAGAGCUGGAGGUGGCCAAUCACGUCUUGCAGGCUGAGUUGGAAAAAGCCAGAGAGAGCUUUUUAAAGAAGCGAAGCACCAGAUCGACGGCCAGUAAAACCGAGCGAAGGCUCUCUCAACAGAUUGAGCAGGAAGACGGUGAUCUCAAGUGCCAACUCCACUUCGCCAAGGAAGAAUUGGCUCUCAUGUGCAAGAAACUUGCCAAAAUGGUGUCUGAGAGUGAGGUCAUGCACGAGCGGCUAGCCGGCUACCGUUCGGCUUACGGCGACCUCGACGCAUCCCAAUCGCCUGAGAGCAGACAAAAGUCCGCCUAUGCCAGGGAGGCGGAGGUCAAAGUUCACUUGAAACUGGUGGAAGAGGAGGCCAUGCUAUUGAGCCGCCGCAUCGUCGAGCUGGAGGUGGAGAACCGCGGACUGCGGGCGGAAAUGAACGACUUGAGAGAGAGAGAUGGCGGAGGUGGAGCUGAGGAGGAGGUGAAUCGGAAUGUUAUGGAUGAACGGCUGUCACCUUCCACUUUGAGGAAAAACAGAAAAGAAAGAGGUCAGAGUUUGAAAAUGACAAGCGGUCUGCAUGACGAAAAGGGAGCAGUGGACACCGAAGGGCAGCUUCCCUCUUGUCACGUCACAAGAGAAGGUCCCGUAGGGGGCGAGCGGGACCCAUCAGAGAGCGUUGGCGACAAGUCACCUGACGGCAGCCUGAAAGGAAUCACCAAGGUGGAUUAUGCAACUCUCGCAGCUCUCCGAGAUCAUUCCUGCAUGUUGAGUUCCGCCAUCCAGCUCAUGAAAAUGCCACCAAAAAACAGCCAUUGCUCAUCUCCCUCCAGCGCGCUCACCCCACCAGCAGAUGGUAAAACGCAGUCAGUAUUCUUGCCAGCACCUUUGAACGAGGCCCUGGAGCUUCUACAGGCCAUGUUGCAGGCUUUUAUCUUGAGGAUGGAGGUGCUUCUAAGUGGCAAAAAUUCCCCUCGCCAGGAAAGUCACCUAUGGGCUUCCUGCAUGCUUUCUUCUCUCAGUGGAGAAUAUGUCAACCAGGACACUAUCAAUCAAGGUUUCAUAGAAUCAGCAAAAGAGCAGGAAUUCGUUCAAGUUCUCUCUGUCGAUGUGGAUGAAAGAGCAAAACAAACAGCACGAGGGCUGACGUCCAAAUGGGACCUGAGAGCGCAGCUGUCCAUGAAAAUUCUGUGGAUCCUCCAUCAGUGGUGUCACGACUCUGAACUAGAAGCAAAAGAGGUGAAGGCCAAACGCAUGAACAUAUUGCAAGAUUUGUUGCAUAGCAUCAGUGUUGAACUCCAGGAGGAAACGCAUGAUGGCCAGGCUAUUGGUGUUCGGAACAAGGCAACAGAGUGUGCUGUCAUUGGUGUUGUCACUGCUGAGGGACGCUCUGGCGCUGACAGAAUGUGCAGCUCCAUAAGGCAGAAACUUCAGCGCCAGUUUUCUCCACAAGCCUACAAGAGGAAGAACUGGUGUUAUCUGAGCCAGCAGGCUGCCCUACUUGACCAGGAGCAGCCUGUUAAGACGUGGGACCAUCUAAUCAUGCCACUUAGCUUCCCUGAUCUUGAUUUUGACCAGAUGUUCAUGGAGAAAAGCCACACUGCUCCAGAGAAGUCAGCUCUGCGCAUUUACUACAGCCCCCCGUCCAAGCGCAGAGUCCAGCUAGCUCAGCUUAAGCAAAGCUCCGAAAGUGACAGAGAAUCUGACACGCAGUCUCCCUGGUGGACGCCGCCGACCUCCUUUUCAAUGCUUUGUGUUGGCUCUUCAGCCAACCUGAGCGACGACAUGAAGGAGAUGGCUGUUGGCUGGAGGCAGGGGAGUCACAGCGGCUCACAGGUGAGCAGAACAAGAUUAGCGGGCCAAGGAGUAGAUAUGGCCUGCUCCGGUACGCAGACUCAUAUGAGGCCGUUGAUGGUGAGUAUCGGCCUGCAGACCGAAGGACCCCAGGGUCCUGUCACGGUGAGAAACGGCCCCUCUCGGGCGGUCAACUCUGCUCUAGUCUCCUCCCGCUCUCGUAGCAUCUCCACCUCACUGGACAGACUAACAACUAGAACCGAAAGGUCCAGACUCACCGCCUCCUCGCCGAAAUUGUAUCGAAGUCAAUCAGCAUCCGGUGCAUCUUCUAACUUAAGCUCCACAACUACAGCACACACACGUGAUCGAACGCUGUGGAAUCACCAAAGCCACUCUGGCCAAAUGAGUCACAGACCUGCUGCAGGAAUGAACCUCGGCCCUCGUCUUUGUGAGCCUCCAGGCCAGAAUCUAAAGCCCCCCAACAAAUCUGCAGGGGGUUUGGUCACCGAGUUUCUACGCCGUGUGAGUGGUCGGGCAGACCGACCGGGGUCGGCCCAGAAGAUGAAAAGCAGCCUAGAGCGCAUUCCCUUGAGGGCUUCUGCGUCCUCGUUGCCGAGGAACGAUGGUGUCACCAAGAUAGUCAACCACAGGUUCAUGAGACGGAGAGAAGAGGUCAAUCGUGCCCAAAGGGAAACUGAGCCAAAACGGAGCAGCAGGAUUAAUGGUGCCACAUACAGCCUGAGAUCUCCCAUGGCAGAGGAUGGAAAUUAUGACUGCAGCUCCGGCAGCACCCUAACCUUCUGCUUUGCUCGUCCAUUUCGAUCUACUCAGCGACAAACGUCCAACCAGAGCAAAGUCACAAGAUCCCAAACUGCUGAGCACAGUUGUGAGUGAAGGACAAUCAGUUUGCUGAUCUCACAGCACAACGAAGAGGGCAGAUGGUGAAGUGAUGGAAUUGAUGUGAGAGUGUUGUGGUGGACUUUGUUCGAUUUGUUUUAUGGUGUGAGUAAUUCUUUCAUUCACAAUGGGCCUCAUUUACGACCAAAUGCAAAGAAAUGUUCUUACCGGUACUCUGUGCACAAGUUCAGUGUACACGCAAAAUCAUGAUUAGAUUCAUGACGUGCGGCAUAUUUUCUUCUCCCCACCAUGCAUAUUCAUUCUAAUUGAUGGGCUCAUGCCUGCGAUCUGCAUCAACCCUACCCCUAUAUAAGGACAUCCGUUUAAUGCAUCAAAAUGAGAUCAGCGAGGAGGUUUGAAGUUACGAGAGACAUUACGGCAAGGCGGAAAUUGAAGUUAUUGUGUCAAUGACGUAAGCAAAGAAAAUGCCGCUUAUUCAAAGGGUUUAUACCAGAGUGUGGAUGACAAACAAAAUCCAUAACUGGGCCUCGAUCACGGAGGCUGUCAAUGUAGUGUCACCUGACAUCCGCACCGUGACUCCUGUGAAAAAAAAUGUGGCUGAAUUAAACUGGAUGGAAAGAAAGGGACAUUGGAGAAGAUAACUAACGAAAAGGAAAUUGAAAGAAGACACCUGAUCUCACUCCACAAGAGGAGCGAAAAAUGGCUCUAAUCAGAAACUCUGUCAUCGUUGGCAUAUGUGAAUGGAACGAAUGUUAAAGUGAUGACAUUAAACUGUCAUUUACAGGUUCUAUUUUGUUGGUCCCUUUUUGAUAUUGUCUUGCAAUGGAUGAGUGAAGAUGAGUGUUUUAUUUCACUGACAUGCCCAUAUGUUGUAUUGUACAUUUAGCGUUAAAUUGAAACUUCAAGGUUGUGAGUA
Molecule: messenger RNA, 4671 nt
Organism: Hippocampus zosterae (dwarf seahorse)
Lineage: Eukaryota; Metazoa; Chordata; Actinopteri; Syngnathiformes; Syngnathidae
Product: protein SOGA1-like
Exons: 9
Coding region: 159-3791 (1210 amino acids)
Biological process (GO): regulation of autophagy
Source: RefSeq, a predicted model, not a curated record